Messenger RNA from Rhizophagus irregularis DAOM 181602=DAOM 197198, 503 nucleotides. RefSeq lists its product as uncharacterized. The record is from RefSeq and is a predicted model, not a curated record. NCBI's taxonomy places the organism in Eukaryota, Fungi, Glomeromycota, Glomeromycetes, Glomerales, Glomeraceae.
AAAAACAUUAUUAAAACAAAAAAAAAUGAAGUUUCAAUAUAUCUUCUUAUUAAUCAUUGUUUUCUUAACUUAUGUUCAAGCUAAAAGUUGCCCCAUUCAAAUUACUGGCAGCAAGUGGGCUAGUACAACCGGAGGCAAUCCUGGUUGUUAUGGACUAAACGUCCCCGGAGCUUACAAAGUCGCUACACCUCCUGGAUGCUGUUACCAAUUUUUCGACGAUUUUGGCUGCAAGGGUAAAAGGCUUGGUGUUGUGCAUUGUGGUAAUAGCAAUUUUCCUCCAAUUUCGCCUAAAUCAGUCACAAUUUGGUGAUAAUUUUUUGGUACACAUUUACAUAGUUUUCAGUCUGGUAAUACAUAUAUAAUCAGUUAUCUAUUGAUUUUCUAUUAAUGUAUAUAUUAGAGGUUGAAAUAGAAUUUUUUUUAACAGUCCUAUUAUUGUUUGAUUUUGAUACUAUGAAAUAAAUAAAUAAAUCUUUUUAGCAAUUAAAUGUGCCGAGAAAAAC